AUGCUGGCUCAAGUUCAACCUGAAGACAGAAAGUUUGCUGCCGGGUCAUGGUGGGUGCCAGGAGGUACAGGGGCAGUGGUUGUGUAGCUACACCUUGACAACUAAGUUCUGAUCACAGCUACAGCCAGUGGCUACUCGAUGAUAGGCUAGCACACCUGAGACUGCUACAGGUUACUUCAGGAGGACGGCCAUGGCUGUGGGUCUGGUGGUGGUGACAGUUGCGGUGGGCUUGGCGCUGCAUGUGACGUCAGUAGCACCAGAGAUUCUGUGGUCAGUGAAGGUGAGACAGGCAGCAGCUCACCACCUGCCUCAGCUUGACGAUUACAUCUCCGACGACGAGCUGCGAUGGACUACGUGGACGAGGUCCGUGAUCCACUGCGCAGAUUUGUGCGCACGUGACGUCACAUGCCUGGCCUUCACCGCUACAACUGUGACGUCACGGGGCGUGGAGUGUAGGGGUCACUGUGGGCUCGGGCCAGGGUCUACUCUCGGAAACCGAGCAAACACCAGGGCAUACAGUCUUCAGGUCUUGACGUGGCUAGACAAGACUUGCACCAAAGACUCGGACUGCACACACCCGAAGUCCGUCUGCUUCGCGGGUCAUUGUCUGUGCUCCCCAGGCUUCUUUUACUCGCACUCACGUGACGAGUGUCUGGCAGACUGCACGGAUGCUGACCUCAAGCCUCUGAUGGUCAGCUACCCAGGGUGGUAUAUCUUCCAACAUAACCUAAACAGCAGCGUGACGUCGUGGGCCGAGUGUGUCGAGUGGUGCAGCAUGGACCCCGCUUGCCGCACGUUUGAGUACAACUUCAGUUCCUCUACCUGCUUCCUGGCGCACGUCACCGCCCUGCAGGAGGCCUCGUACUGGAGGGCACAGGACAACGACGACAUCAACCACUACAUGAAGACCUGUGCCUAAACACGUGACCUCUACACACCUAGGCAUGUCACUGCAGAAAGAACUGCACCUACAUCUCUCAAAACACGUCACUACGUCAAGACCUGUACACAUCUAAGCAUGUCACUCCAUAAGGAACUGCCUUGAAGCACGUUACUCCACGAAAUCCUGUGACGAAGCACGUCACUUAACGAAAACUCGCAUUCAUACACUUGCUUAAGCACGUCACUCCUUGAAGCCCUGCCUUUGCACGUCACUCAAUGUACCCCAGCACCUGAGCAUCUUAACCUACUUAGCUUGUGAUGUACAGGAUGCAGCUAGCUACGUAACAUGUAUAGCUUGUGAUGUACAGGAUGCAGCUAGCUACGUAACAUGUAUAGCUUGUGAUGUACAGGAUGCAGCUAGCUACGUAACAUGUAUAGCUUGUGAUGUACAGGAUGCAGCUAGCUACGUAACAUGUAUAGCUUGUGAUGUACAGGAUGCAGCUAGCUACGUAACAUGUAUAGCUUGUGAUGUACAGGAUGCAGCUAGCUACGUAACAUGUAUAGCUUGUGAUGUACGGGGUGUACCUAGCUGAGUGAUUCACUAACGAGCACCCAGAGAAUGGGAGCCUGACCCUUGAGGUUUGAUAAGACAGCGAGGGGGAGGAGAGGGACACUGCCGUCACGUGAUUAUGAUGUCAAGGCCGUUAUUUACUGACAAGGGGAGAACCAAUGCCAAAGGAAAUUGUGAUCCAUCUGCGUUCUCGGAUGUUGCUGUGUGUUGAGAGAGCAGGAGGAAGCAACAGACACACGCAGCACAUGUACAACAUACACCACGGCAUGACCAACACAAACAUGGACGUUGUUAUGAGGCUAAAACUCUCUUGUCAGCGCUGGCUACACAAACUUGUUUAUUGUGCACAAACUUGUUUAUUGUGCACAAACGUGUUUAUUGUACACAAACUUGUUUAUUGUGCACAAACGUGUUUAUUGUACACAAACGUGUUUAUUGUGCACAAACGUGUUUAUUGUGCACAAACUUGUUUAUUGUGCUGCAAGAGGGACACUCCAGUGGCAGUCACCAUGACAACUGUCUAGUAAACAAUGAUUUAGUGUGA
Pomacea canaliculata is the source of this 1997-nucleotide messenger RNA. RefSeq lists its product as uncharacterized. The transcript has 4 exons. Lineage: Eukaryota; Metazoa; Mollusca; Gastropoda; Architaenioglossa; Ampullariidae. The coding region runs from base 191 to 919 and encodes 242 amino acids. The record is from RefSeq and is a predicted model, not a curated record.